Messenger RNA from Salvia miltiorrhiza (redroot sage), 2384 nucleotides. Its product is annotated as putative pentatricopeptide repeat-containing protein At1g17630. The transcript has a single exon. Gene Ontology annotation, molecular function: protein binding; RNA binding. The coding region runs from base 101 to 2272 and encodes 723 amino acids. Gene Ontology annotation, biological process: RNA modification. NCBI's taxonomy places the organism in Eukaryota, Viridiplantae, Streptophyta, Magnoliopsida, Lamiales, Lamiaceae. The record is from RefSeq and is a predicted model, not a curated record.
UAAAUAUCUAAUUUUGUGGGAGUGAAAUGAAAAUACCUAAAUAUAAGCAUGCAUUUGUAUUUUGUAGAGUGAAAUUCAAUCUGUUUGAUGCUUGAGCUUGAUGAUCCUUCUGCCUAUUCUACACAAGCGUUUCUUCCCCUCGCCAUUCAAAUUCCUCACACCCAACUCAUAUUAUCACGCAAAUCACAACAAUUUCGGUAAAUUUUACUGUACUGAAGCAGUACAGAUUCAGUCGGGAAAUGGCCUCAUCGAUCUCUUCGACCAUCUUCUCAAGCAUUGCAUCAGCAGAAUCGACCAAAGAUUCAAUCUCGAUGGAGCCGUUAAACAGAUCCACGCUCAGGUUACUGUUACAUCAUUGUUUUCCUCGGCGUUCUUGUCGGCCAGACUGGUUUCCGCCUACGCAAAGCUCUCCCUUUUGAACGAUGCACGGAAGGUGUUUGAUAAAUCUCCCAGAGACUGCUUUUCAAGCCCUCUGUUCUGGAACUCGAUGCUGCGUGCUUAUCUCUCUGAUUUUAGGUAUAGCGCUGCUGUUGAAUUGUAUUUCCGAAUGCGGGAGAUUAAUCUUCACCCCGACGGUUUCGGCUUUCCGCUAAUUAUAAGGGCGUGCGCGAUGAGGGGCGAUAUUAGAUUGUGUCGAUUGGUUCAUUCCCACGCCGUGCUAAUCGGGCUCUCGAGCAAUCUACAUGUUGGUAACGAAUUUGUGGGAAUGUAUGGAGAGAUCGGUUUGAUGGGAGCUGCGCUGAAGGUGUUCGACGGAAUGCCUCUGAGAAGCCGCAUCUCGUGGAACGUUGUGGUGUCGGGUUUCGCCAAGAACUUCGACUGUGAAGGCGCGGUUGGGAUGCUUCUGAGAAUGGAAAACGAGGGUUGGGAGGCGAAUCCCGUGACUUGGACCUCAGUGAUCUCGAGCUUUGCAUGGUGUGGGAUUGGUGAGAAGGCAUGGGGAUUUUAUGUUUUGAUGAGAGAGAGAGGUGUUGAUGCUACAGCUGAAUCCAUAGCUGUUGUUAUCUCAGUGUGUGAUGGAAUUAUGGCUGCUACUAAAGGUGAGAUUGUUCAUGGUCAUGUGAUAAGAGGUGGUUUUGAGAGGUAUAUAUUUGUGAGCAAUGCUCUUAUAAGCAUGUAUGGGAGAAAUGGUGAUGUGAGAAAGGCAGAGUAUCUCUUCUCAACUCUAAAUUCGAAGAGUUUAGUGAGCUGGAAUGCGUUGAUCUCGGCCUAUGCUCGGGCAGGUUUGUGUGACAAUGCCCUCUCCGCCUUCCUAAGGUUGGAGAGUUCGAACACAGUGAGGCCUAAUGUGGUGAGUUGGAGUGCUGUGAUAGCCGGAUUUGCAGCUAGCGAGGAACGUAAAGAGGCGACUUUGAAGCUCUUUCGACGUAUGCAGAAUGCUCAAGUUCUGGCCAAUGCUGUGACCGUUGCUAGCGUGCUAUCAGCAUGUGCUGAGCUAUCAGCACUCCCUCUUGGUAGAGAGAUUCACAGCCACACGAUCAGAUUGUUUAUGGACAAUGAUGUAUUGGUGAUGAAUGGUUUGAUCAACAUGUAUAUGAAAUGUGGGGAUUUAGGGGCAGGGGAAAUGCUAUUCAAGAAAAUGGAGUUUAGAGAUAUAAUCUCAUGGAACAUAAUGAUCACAGGGUAUGGGAUGCACGGAUUAGGGCUCGAAUCUCUCACGAUUUUCAACCAAAUGGUGGAGGCCGGGAUUGGGCCGGACGAGGUCACCUUCGUGGCUGUCCUCUCUGCCUGCAGCCACGCAGGUUUAGUUGCUGAGGGCCGCGAGCUUUUCCACCGGAUGAGUGGAGAGUUCAGGAUCGAGCCCCGGGUGGAGCACUAUGCGUGCAUGGUGGAUAUGUUUGGGAGGGCGGGGCUUCUUGAGGAGGCACGACGGGUCCUGAGAAGCAUGCCGAUGGAGCCCAACGCGCCUGUCUGGGGGGCCAUGUUGAGUUCUUGCGAGAUGCAUAGGAAUGUGGAUGAUGCGGAGGAGAGCGCUGCUGUGAUGUUUGGUAUGGAGAGCAGCGCAACGGGUGGAUACAUGUUGCUGUCGAAUUUGUAUGCUGCUAGCGGGCGCUGGGGUGAGGCUGCGGAGGUGAGGACGCUGGCGAGGGCUAAGGGGCUGAGGAAGGUCCCGGCGCAGAGCUGGAUUGAGGUGAGGAAGAAGGUUCACUCGUUCUCAGUUGGAAGAGGAUUUGAGUUGGAUAUGGAUGGAGUUUAUUUGGUUCUUCAGGAUUUAAAGCUGCAGAUGGUGAUGGAGAGCUAUGUGCCACAUUGCUUAUUCGAGCCGACCUGAUGUAUUUGUAUCUACAAACGAGUAUACUGUUAAAAUUUACUCCUUUCCUUCACAAAAAUACUCAUUUCUGUUAUUUUGGUGUCCAUAAAAAUUAGUUAAUUUUUAUUUGUUG